Aspergillus nidulans FGSC A4 is the source of this 1518-nucleotide messenger RNA. RefSeq lists its product as uncharacterized. The coding region runs from base 1 to 1518 and encodes 505 amino acids. NCBI's taxonomy places the organism in Eukaryota, Fungi, Ascomycota, Eurotiomycetes, Eurotiales, Aspergillaceae. The transcript has a single exon. Gene Ontology annotation, molecular function: hydrolase activity, hydrolyzing N-glycosyl compounds. The record is from RefSeq and is a predicted model, not a curated record.
AUGCGCCUCACUCACUGCUUGUGCAUGCUCAGCCUGCUGGCCACCGCCACUGCGACGGCCUAUACCAACCGCUCCUCCAUGCCACGGACCGUAGUCACAACUGAUCUCGAGCAAGACGACCUCGCCUCGCUGAUCCGCUACCUCCUCUAUACCAACGAGAUUGACACCCAUGGAAUAAUCUACUCAUCAAGUCGAUACCAUUGGUCGGGCGAUGGGAACGGGACUAGGUUCUUCCUGCCAGACCGCGAGUACGAGACAACGCAGUGGACAUGGCGAUGGACAGGCACGCGGACAGUGCAGGAUAUCGUGCUCAAAGCGUAUGCAGAGGUGUGGCCGAACCUGAAUAUUCAUGAUCCGUUCUAUCCGUCCCCGGACGAGUUGCUAGCUAUGGUCAAAAUUGGGAAUAUCGACUUCGAGGGCGAGAUGGAGAAAGACACAGAGGGUUCGGAUUUCAUUCGCGAGUUGCUGCUCGACGAUUCAGAUAGCAGGACGCUCUAUCUACAAGCGUGGGGAGGAACGAAUACCAUUGCGCGUGCUCUCAAGUCUAUCGAGUACGAGUACUCGAGCUCGAGCACAUGGAACGAGACCCGAGCAGCCGUCUCUCGCAAGGCCGUGAUCCUCGCCAGCGGAUUCCAGGACAACACGUACGUCGAUUAUAUCGCGCCCAACUGGCCAGCCCUGCGCGUCGAGGACUUUAGCGCCGCAUACUCACUCUGGGCUUACAACUGCGAGAAGGGAGAGGGUAACACCCUCGGUCUCCCGGACAACAAUGUCUACUUCACGGGGAACUGGACCAAGGCUUACGUGCAAAAGGGGCCGCUGGGGAGCCUCUACCGCUCCUGGCUUGAUGGGCAGCGCAUGCCAGGCGACCUCCUCGACGUCUUUGGCAACCUCGCCUGGUAUGCGGGCACCAAGCAGAGAUGUUAUCCGCUAGAACCAUACGCCUUCCUCUCCGAGGGGGACAACGUCGUCUUCAACCCGCUCAUCAACACCGGCCUUCAGGACCCGGCGAAUCCCGCGCUGGCUAGCUGGGGCGGCCGAUCAAAGCAAAAGAGCAGCUCGCCAGAUCUCUGGGUGCUCGUUGACGACGAGAAGAAUGCGACCGGCGCUGCCGACAGCGAGUACACGUAUACGCGGUGGAUUGCACCAAUCCAGAAUGACUUUGCGGCACGAAUCCAGUGGACGCUCGAGGCAAACUACACGCGGGCCAACCAUGCGCCGGAAGUGCGGAUCCUGAACGGGACGUACGUCAGCGCACCCCCCGGAUCGACGAUCAUUCUGGCGGGCGAGGUCAGUGAUCCGGACGAUGACACGGUCAAGACGAGCUGGUGGCAGUAUCUUGAGGAGGGAACCUACGAGGAUAGUGUAGAGGUAACCGAGCUCGCCGGUCACCAGGCGAGUGUCGCUAUUCCAGAGGACGCGAGCAAGGGCCAGACGAUCUCGAUCAUCUUGCAGGGAACAGACGACGGGGAGUUUCCGUUGACGAGGUAUGCUCGGGUGUUUAUCCAUGUGGGAUAG